This is a messenger RNA of Amblyraja radiata (thorny skate), 1861 nucleotides long. It is a transcript of the gene dusp14, whose product is annotated as dual specificity phosphatase 14. The record is from RefSeq and is a predicted model, not a curated record. Gene Ontology annotation, molecular function: MAP kinase tyrosine/serine/threonine phosphatase activity; protein tyrosine phosphatase activity. Bases 238 to 846 code for a protein of 202 amino acids. Lineage: Eukaryota; Metazoa; Chordata; Chondrichthyes; Rajiformes; Rajidae. Gene Ontology annotation, cellular component: cytoplasm. The transcript has 2 exons. Gene Ontology annotation, biological process: peptidyl-tyrosine dephosphorylation.
GGUGACGGGGCGGCGCCUUUAAACGGAAGAGCAGAGUCGGGGAGGCGGAGCCGCCGCUUUAUUUCCCCGGAAUCUGCGUCGGGAAACGCGGCGGCGGCGGCGACUUCACCCGGGGCGGCGGAGACAGAGAGAUGGGGCGCGGCCGGCACUGGUCCAGUAAUAUUGGCUGGCAGAAAGCCUGAUUGCAGCUUUAGUUCCAGGCCCGCUGAUGUACAGCAGCGCUGAGGCAACACUUCAAUGAGUUCCCGCAGUCAAAGCUUUUUUCACCGCACCCCGCCCGGUCCCUCCUCUAAGCCCCGGCUAGUGACUGGAGGGGUGCUGGGUGGGAUUGCACAGAUCACCCCCUUCCUCUACCUGAGCAGUGGGAAUGCAGCUGCCAACCGCAACCUGGUCCUGUCCAAGGGCAUCACCUGCAUCAUUAACGCCACCAUGGAGAUCCCCAAUGCCAACUGGCCUGAGGUGGAGUAUGUCAAGGUGCCAGUGGCAGACCUGCCCCAUGCCCCACUCUCCCUUUACUUCGACAGCAUUGCCGACAAGAUCCACAGCAUUAGCAAGAAGCAUGGAUCUGCUUUGGUGCACUGCGUGGCUGGAGUCAGUAGAUCCGCCUCCCUUUGUAUUGCGUACCUGAUGAAGUUCCACAAGAUCUCCCUGCUGGAGGCUCACAACUGGGUCAAAUCUCGCCGGCCCAUCAUCCGGCCCAACGUGGGCUUCUGGAAGCAGCUCAUUGAGUACGAGCGGAAACUCUUUGGCAAGAACAGCGUGAAAAUGGUGCAGUCCCCCAUCGGGGUGAUCGCAGAUGUUUACGAAAAGGAAACCAGGAACCUCACCCCCUUCUGGGGCAUUUAACAUAAGUUGAGGAACUAAUCUUUGACCACACUAUAAUAAUAAAAAAUUAAUGUCUCCCAUAGGAUAUGUAAAUCUGAUGGCAAAUACUAACGUAGUUUCAGCUGAAUCUGUCGUAAAUGGAUUAAGCUUCAAUGUUCUGUUUCCCCAAAUGGCCCUGGAAUAUCGUAAAUCUGUUAAGCCCAGGCCGGCCUUAAAGCUUGGUCAUGGAAAUCAUUUUUAAAUAUUUCUAAAAUUAAUCCUAAUUAUUUUAUCUUUAAUGUUUUUAAUUGUGUCCCUUUUAAUGGACAUGCAAGAAGAUAUUAAUCUUUGUGAUACUGGCUGGAAGUGGCACUUACACUGUAGGCCGUAGAGUGGAGAGUUUGGCUGGCCCAGUGAUGCUUGAUAGUUGCUGCUAUGGACUUGGGCAGAUUGCAGCUCAGUCCAUUUUGAACAAGACCUAAACUGUAAAUGUAAUGAUUCGAUUUGCACUGCUUCAUUGUUGUUCUGUCCUGUGUGCUGCCUACCUUCUAAUGAGGGCUGUGGUCAAACGCAAGCAGAGACGAGCUUGUCUAUUGGAUAGCCCUGUGCAGUCGGUGAAACGUUGAACAGUGCUGCUGCUAUUUGUUUUUAAAAGCACAAAUUUAAAGAGAAAAAUGUGCUGGAGUGAAUCAAUGAACAGAGUUUUUUGUGCCAAUGAAGACUUGCUUGCAUUUGGCUUCCCAGUGAGUGUGUGGUAUUUCUCAGUGUUGUGCGUUUAUCUUCUGGGGUUUACAGGUUCAGGGUUGGUAUCUGCUCCGUGAUGGGAUUCAUGGCUCAUCAUCCGUGCACUUUCUGACAUCCUGGGCCGGCAAGUCAUCAGACUGACAGGAGCCGACUAUCUAAUGGGUUGGCAAAUGUCGGCCAAACACAACAAGAAUGUUGUAACAGUUGGUUAUCUCUGGCACUGCUUGUAAAUGGUUUUCUUCAACGGGAAUUGCAAUGUAUGAAGAGCUUUAUCAACAACAAAAUGAAAUAAAAGGUGUUUUUAUAUAAAAUU